Molecule: messenger RNA, 991 nt
Organism: Exophiala xenobiotica
Lineage: Eukaryota; Fungi; Ascomycota; Eurotiomycetes; Chaetothyriales; Herpotrichiellaceae
Exons: 3
Coding region: 181-711 (176 amino acids)
Biological process (GO): pyruvate import into mitochondria
Cellular component (GO): mitochondrial inner membrane
Molecular function (GO): pyruvate transmembrane transporter activity
Source: RefSeq, a predicted model, not a curated record
CAGCUUCAACCCAUCACUUACAUUUAACCAUCUCAACUUCGCUUUCCUUUUGACAUAAGCCAGGCUUCUCUCCCAGGCGACACUCUCCGCUCCUUUGAUCUCUUCCUGUCGCCAGACGAGCGCUUCCAAAUUCACCGAGACUUUCCACAGCCGCUCGCGACUUGACUCAUUUUCUCCAACAUGUCCGCCCGCUUCGGUCUGCGCUUUGCGCAACAAAGCGCUCGACAAUCGCCAUCCUUCACGACUCGCACUCCCUUCCAGUUCAGAAACUCCAUCUUUCGACGAUGGCAGGGUACCGCGACGAACCCGGCAGUCGAGGGUGCGCCGCCGCAGAGUACAUGGCAAAGAUUAUUGACUAGCGAAGUUGGGAUCAAGACGGUACACUUCUGGGCUCCUAUCAUGAAAUGGGGUGUCGUCCUUGCUGGCGCAACAGACUUCCUUCGACCUGCUGAGAAGUUGUCUUUGACACAGAAUCUCGCUCUUAUGGCUACAGGUUCCAUCUGGACGAGAUGGUGUUUCGUCAUCAAACCAAAGAACAUGCUUCUCGCAGCUGUCAACUUCUGCUUGUUCAUUGUCGGCACUAUCCAGUGUACUCGGAUUUUCCUGUACAAUCAAUCUCAAAAGGGCACAAAGGGAGCCAUUGAGCAAAUGGAGAAGGAUAUCGUUGCUCCAGCCAAGAAACUUGAGAAAAAGGCUGAGCAGAAGCUGUGAUUGGACUUGGACCAACUUGGGGUUUUGGAAAGGCGGGUAGACUGGAUGUGGUGGAUUGUAUCUUCUUUGAGCUCAGAGCUGAUAUGUGCGGUCCCUCCUCAUUCAGGGACCUGUGUACAGAGGACAAAUAAGUGAGGACAGGGAAUUCUCAGGGCUGUUGAGAAGCCUUGUUCGUGAAGUCUUACAUAUGCUUGAAUACACUGGAGAUAAUGCUGAACUGUCGUGCCGGUUAUAUGUUGAUCACGGUUGACCUAAUGUCUCACCGAAGGAAAAGGUACGG